GAGCUCACGGCUGCACGACCCCUUGCCUCGUCUGCUGCUGCUCUCCCGCGGGGAGAGGAUUGGGUCCACAUACACCAUGUCCUUUUAGACAAGUAUAGAUACUGAAGGGCGAGCCCAUUCCUAUCAUCCUGGUUCGAGUGACUCCCUCCCUUCCUCUCUUAGAUUUUUAUCCUCGUAGAUUGUCGUCUUUGUUUGUCAUCGUUUGUUUUGGGGUUUGAGCCCAUUUCUUCUCAACACCAGUUGAAACACACAAAAAACAAAAAUCUCAUCGUGGAGAUCACUCCCAUUUAUACCGAUCUUUGAAAAUUGUACCUGGUUUUCUCGUGUUCUCCCUCCAUUUCUCAUCCUCCUUCUUCUUCUCGUAGCUCUGUUGCAACUUCGAUUGCACAAUUUUCUUCCUGCAUUUCGCACUCAGAGCUCGAAAAUUUCCAGCUAAGUUUUCAUAAUUUUAAUUCGGACAGAGAGGAGGAGGGUCAGCAUAUCUGCUGCACUCAUUGUACUUCACAAUCCAUCCUGCAAUCUUUCGGAUUCCUGAUCGAGACCAGCAGUUCGCGGCUGACAGGUCGACUGCACUCCGACGGUGUCUGAAACCGAGUCUUCCUCUCGAGAGAUUUGACAACGAUUUUGGCAGCGAGCUCUGCAACGCAACAUGGGAGAGGGUAAAAUGGAAGAGAAGGCGAAUCCUUCUGCUCCAGGCGGUCCGCAGCUCGCACCCCCAGCGUACUAUGGCCUGAAGGACCAGCCUCUACCGUACCCGGCGACAUAUCAACCCAAAAAGCGCCGAAAUCCGUGCUGCUGCUGCUUCAAAUGGUUCUGCAGUAUCCUCGUGAUCUUGAUCGUGGCACUGGGAAUUGCAGCACUGAUAUUCUGGCUGGUGGUGCGCCCCAAGCUUCCCGAGUACGAUGUGACCAAUGUGCGUCUGACAGGCCUGGACACGAGCGUGACCUCGUCGCAACUCAACACGCAAGUGGCCUUCACGCUCGACACGUACAAUCCCAACAAGAGGAUGGGGUUCUACUACGACGAUUUCUACAUCGAGGUGAAGACGCUGGACCUGGUGCUCGGGAAAGGAUCGCUGCCAUCCUUCUACCAAGGCCACCAGAACCGAACGAUCGUCGAGUCAGUUCUGCAAUCCGACACCAUCGUCUUGACAUCGGUCGACACGACUUUGUUGACGAGUGCCAGCGCCAGCAAGAUGUUGCUGCUGUACGUGAAGGUGGACGUGAACACGCGCAUCAAGGUCGGAGAUUUCAAGACCAACAAAAUCAAAGUGAAGGUCCGAUGUGUUGUGGAAAUCGACCCGACCAUCAGCACUGGAUCGCAGAUCCUGAACAACAGCUGCAAGGUCAAGACCUAGGGUAGAGACCACGGUCUGUCUGUGAAAAUUCUUCCAUAGAAAACCUCUGCGAAAUUGAAUCGGCUCGAGCUGUGCUCGAAGUGCUUCACGCCCGAGCGUUCGUUCCUUCUCGUCUUCCAUUGUUCAUAGGCUCGUCGGGGACGGGAGACGAUCAACGCACUCAUUCAUUUGUCUCCUGGAUCGAUUCCUCGUGACUACUUGUAACACUUUUCGACAUUAUUAACAAUUUCCGGACGCUUUCGUUCUCCUUUCUCUGACACGAGACCCCGCGAAUUGCACACUUCUCAACAUUCGAGCUUCGAGACCGAAAAGUAAGAGACCGCAAUUUCGUCCUUUCGGCCGCAACAUUUUUCCCGUUCUCCGUCUCAGCAGUCUCCGUUGGGCCUCACUGGUUUCCUCGAGGACUCGGUCCGACGUGUUUUCCUCCCCCUUCAAGCUUCCCCUUCUCACAAACAAAGCCAUCCUCAUAUUUCUCUUCGCACUUUUAUCUCUCAAAGAAAUGUAAUAUCAAUCAUGACAUUUAUAAAGUGGCAGAAUUUUUUUCCAGGUUCAUGAAAUAUCAGAUUUAUUGUAUCAAACUCAAGAUGAUUUAAAUAUAGUUAUAAAAUUUUAAUUCUAUGAUACAUGAUUUUUCGAGAAAAUUACUUGAUGAAUACAUAAAUGCUU
Marchantia polymorpha subsp. ruderalis is the source of this 2023-nucleotide messenger RNA. Lineage: Eukaryota; Viridiplantae; Streptophyta; Marchantiopsida; Marchantiales; Marchantiaceae. The record is from the annotation of a GenBank genome assembly.